UUUGAUAAGAUGGAGUUAUCAGGAAUUCGGUUUCCUCCUGGCUCCAAAUCUAUUUCUGCUGAUAUGAACCCUUCUGAGAUUUUGAAGUCGUUGAAACGAUGUUGCAAGUUUUUCUCCCAGUUGGAACAGGAUCAAGAUGAAGAAAAGAAGAUCUAUUUACCUUUUUGUCGAUACAUAUCAGAGAGUGAUCUCGUUCAUGAAAUAACUGAUGCCAAUGCAAGGAUUCAUUUAGGUUGUAUUUUUGCUGAUAUUUUUCGCUUGCAUGCCCCAGAAAAUCCAUUUCCAGGAGACAAAUUGAAAGAUAUUUUUUUGUUUUUAAAUGAACAAUUGAGUCUCUUACGAGAUGUUAAAUCUACCUUGUUUUCUAAAGCAUACCAUAUAUUGGAAAAUGUGGCAACUGUGAAAUCCUAUAACAGUUGCUUGGAACUUGACAAUGAAUCAGCGGAUGAAGUGUUUUGUGGACUUUUCAAAAUUUUCUUUAGCAUAGUUAAUUCCUCACAUGAUGACCAACUGAAAGCACACAUGCUCGAUAUAAUGACUUGCAUAGUUUCUGAAAGUGGAUCUGUAUCACAAAGAUUGUUCGACAAUGUUUUUGAGUGUCUUUUGGAGAAAACUAAAAAAAUGAAUCCCUCAGCAUAUGAACUUGCUCGUGAACUACUGAGGAAGACUGCUCACAAUGUUGAAGGAGUGAUCAUGCUAUUCUUUCAAAAUAUCCUAUUAGGUGAUCACCAGGAUUCAAAUCGUUUAUCUAGGAGUUGGCCGCAACUAAUAACAGAGUUGUAUAAAAUUGCUCCUACUCUUCUUGUCAACACAAUUCCUCAGAUUGAGAUGAAACUCAGAACCGAUAAUGUUCCUGAAAGACUUCAAGUUGUUCGAUUACUAAGCAGAAUGUUUUCAGAAAAGGACUCGAGCCUUUCUUCGCAGCAUACUGCACUCUGGAACAGUUUCCUCUUAAGAUUCAAUGACAUAGAUCCACAAAUCAGGGCAGUGUGUGUUAACUUUUGCUCAGAUAUGGUCAUUAAUCACGGUACUGAUGAUGCAAAGGGGAGAGAGGUUUUAUCUAAAUUGGUGGAAUUAUUGAAACUAAGAAGGCAUGACACAGAAGAAGGUGUAAGAAUUGCAGUUGUCACUACGAUCCGAGGAAUCGCUAUGAACGAUCUUAGAUUAGUAACUGAUGAAUUGCUGGAUUUCCUCAGAGAAAGAUUGCUUGACAAAAAACACAAAGUUCGUGAAACUGCGAUCAGAGCUGUUGCCGAUAUCUACAAAAAGUUUUCUGCCAGUACGAAAUCACCUAUGAUAUACCAAAGGAAGUUGGGAAUUUUCAGAAGUCAGCUUCUUCGUGUGUAUUACACCCAAAAUCUGGAUGAUUGCAUAUUGUUAGAACGCAUUUUAGUGAGCAGUCUUGUGCAAUAUAGUUUGCCUGACGAAGAGAGAAUGAAACAACUAUUUCAGUUGUACUGCACGGCAGACAAUCAUGCUGUCAAAGCGCUUGUGGAAAUGUUCAAAAAGCAGAAAAUCUUGAAAGAAGCACUAAAAGACAUUUUAAAUUCUCUUUCUUUAAAGGAUAGUGAACAAAGGAACAAGAAAUUGUGGCCAAAAAUAUUAACAUUAUCUUCCCAUUUGCAGUCACCAAUGCAGGCUCGUGAACAUAUAAAGAAAUUUGUAGCAAUUGUUCUCGAUGAUGCUAAGAUUCGACAGUGGCUGGAGUAUAUUACUGCAGAGCAAUAUACUUGUCAAAAGGUCGCACUUGCUGUCCGAGAUAUUUUAAAAAAACUUGACACAGAUGGUGUUACAAAGGUGGUACGCGGGACUGUGCAGCAGCUACUCGAAAGAGUUGUUCUUGUGACAGUUCUAAUUGAUGCACCCUCAAUGCUGACAUUGACAAAACUUGCUCGAGAUUUGCUAGAUGGAAUUUCUGACAUUGAGAACUUUGAAAGUUAUUCAGUAAAAGAAAGAGGAGUAGAUCUGCUUCAUGUAUUAGCGAAGCAUGAUCCAAACUUAUUUGCGGACAGUGAAUGCUUGGAGAUUUUUCUGUCAAUGCUGAGAGGAAAAGAUGAGUUUGCUGUUGAGAAAGCACUGCUUGUUCUUUUGAAUACUUGCCCUAUCAUUGAAGAAAAAUUUACCACAAUAAGAACUAUCUUGCUGCCUGAACUCAAAGCAAUUGCUAAAACAGGCACACCAAAACAAGCAAAAUAUGCUGUUCGCUGCAUUAAUUUAAUGACAUCUGUACGAGAAGCUCCUCUUAUGCAGGUAUUUCAACAAUGCAAAGAGAUGGCGAGUGAAGAUAGUGCACACGGCCUGAAUUUACGAACAUUGCUAACAACUUUAGGGUGUAUUGCAGAGUGUUUGCCAAAACAAGCUGGGAAAGAACUGAAAGGCUUCAUUGCUACAGUAGUUGUGAAGAAGAUCAUCAUGAAAACUAAAGCAAAAUCAAGUAGAAAGAAAAAAGAAUUGAAAUGGCUGGAAAAAUCUGAGAUUAGUGAUGAAACUGCAACUAAACUUGUAGCAAUGAAAUGCAUGGUACGGUGGUUGUGUGGAUUAAAUUCAAAUGAAUUAGAUUGCUGUGGCUCAACAUUGAGACUUCUACAACAUAUGAUGCACAAUGAUGGGGAUCUCAUGAAAUGCGGACAAAUAUCCAAACCUGAUAUGGCGCAUUUGAGGCUGAAGGCAGCGUUUUGUGUCUUACGGAUUGCUAGAUGUGAUGGCUAUAAAGAUUUGAUUUCACCUUCUGUGUUUUUAGAACUUGCCAUUCUUCUAAUGGAUGAUCUGCGUGAAGUACGCCAACAGUUUUUGGCUAAACUUCAUCAAGCAUUGUUCAAGUUCCAAAUACAUAUAUCUUUUAUGUCAUUAUUUUGUGUGAUUUCUCAAGAAAAAGUGAAGGAACACAGAGAUCAUGGUACAGCAUUGUAUAUUCAGCUGGUGAAAAGAUAUCGGGAUGUCAGCAGACGGAGUUCAAUGACUUCUAACUACAUGCACUAUGUUAUGCCUGAAUAUGUUCUGUCAUUCACUAUACAUUUGCUCGCCAAUGAUCCCGACAUUCCACUGAAAGAGGAAAUCCCUAAACCCAUUCUUUCCAGACUUAAAGAAUCUCUCAAUUUCAUGUUAGAACCACUGCUAACCAGAGACAACCCAGAAAGUUUCGGUUUCAUAAAGCGUUUGGCUGAAUUGGUCAAACGUACAAAAUUUCAGGAUGAUUCUGACAAUACUUUUCGAAACAAAACAAUGUAUCGAGUAUGUGAUCUUGUCUUGCAGUCUGUUUUGAUAAAAUCGGCACAAUAUGCUAUUGGUAUCGUUGAACCUCCAGAUGAUGCAAUGAAAAAAUUUCUACCGGCUCGAUUGUACACAAAGCUAACGUCUUCUGAAAAUCCAACCAAUUACCUUCCAGAAGCAUUUCAGAUCGAGGCCAAGCUUGUUCCAACACGUAAAGCAACAUCUGGUGAAAGUAAAAGUAAAUCGAAUGCAGCUAAAAAAUCAGCAAAAGUGCCUCUUAAAAUUGUUGCUGUUACUAAAGUUGCUGUAACUAGCCCAACAAAAAAUAGGAAUGCGGUACAACAUUCAUCAAGUUCAACAAGUAAAUCUUUGACGACGUCUUCCAGUGAUUCACAAAGAAGAGGGUCAAAGAGAAAAGUAAAACAUCAAGAUGAAGAUUAUUUAAGUUCAGAUGAAGAAAGCCUUGCAACAAAAAAGACUAAGUUGAUGCAAGCCAGAAAAACACCUAAAAAAGAUCAAAAAUCUACUAAGUCUAAGGAGAACCAGCCUAUCGUAGAGCAGUCACUGGAGGUUUCGUCUCCAUCUCAAAAAACACUUUCUACACCAUCAGAGGAUUCAUCGAUGUUAUCAUCUCCAAAUUCAUCGGUGACAGACUCCCCUAGGCCAAAACGAGCAUCUGCUGGUAGUAAGAUGUUUGAUUACCUGAGAUCCACUAAGCGUACACCAACAAAAGUACAAAAAAGUUCAGAAACAAAGAAAUUAACUGUAAAUGGCAUUGCCGACUCCAAAUCCAAAAAGAAUUUAGUUGUUGUAUUGUCAGAAGAAACAUCGGAUUCCAGGAGGCCCUCAAGAAACCGUAAAGUUAAAUAAACAUGUGGGAAUAUUUUUAAUCAAUUUGAAUAGUACAUAACUUUUGACUCACAUUUUUAUAAUAAUCGACACUAAAGCAGUUGUUUCAUGCCAUAUUUUAAUAAAUGCAAUUAUGACAAUGUUUAAAUAACAAAGCAUGAUUUGAUAAAUUUAUCAGUUUUCGUUAUGUUAUGGUUUCUAGAUCUUUUUUACAAGUGUUUUAGAUGGUUUCAACCUGCGUCAAAGUUACAGAACUGUUAAUUUAUUCCACUGGUUGUUAGAGAUGGGCAUGAUAAAUUGAUUAUUUGAUUUCAAUCUGUUAACAAGAUUUUCAGCAAUUGCCCAUAUUGUUUAAUAAACACUUAUAGUUUUCUUAAGUCAGCAGCAAUUUGUUUUAAUUUUCUGGAUUUCUUUGUUGUAAUUUUUCUAGUGCUUUCCAUUUAAAUAUUGUCAUUAUGAUGGAAUUGAAUUUCAUUCAAUCAAAGUAGCCGCAGUUUGGCUGAUUUUAUUGUUUAAGUUUUAAUUAUUUUGUGUGUUUUUAAAAUAAUUCUUCGUUUUGUUUAAAAAAGGAAUUUAAUUAUUAUUGGGAUACAAUUAGCAGGCAUUCAUUGGUGAAUAUUAACAGUGCACUACAUCAAUAUUAAUUUGGUGACUCUAUUUGUCUGUUCAUGUUCAGAUUUUAAACAAAAUACGUAUUGGAUUGAGUAUAGCUCUUGUAAUUCAGGUUUAAAUUAGGCUUUUGUGGUACAUGUUACUUUUUAACCAAAAUAUUUCAACUCUAUUUAGUGACAUGGCCUGUAUUAUUUGACAUCCAUAUUCUAAGGACUCCCAUCUGAGGCUUUAUUAAUUAAAUGUUUGCUUAUGUUCUUUUUGUACAAGAUCAUUAAUUCGGGUUUUAAUUGUUCAUAAAAUUUUUAUUUGUUUGUAUUUCAAUGUCCAAAUGUAUUUUGUGAAUUUGAUUAAAACAGUUACAGUUGGAAAACUAUUUUGUGCUGAGAAUUUCUGCUGAUCAAAUUGUUAUGUUUUUUUGUUUAUUUUAUAUAGA
Styela clava is the source of this 5104-nucleotide messenger RNA. Its product is annotated as sister chromatid cohesion protein PDS5 homolog B-A-like. Gene Ontology annotation, cellular component: nucleus; chromatin. The record is from RefSeq and is a predicted model, not a curated record. Gene Ontology annotation, biological process: DNA repair; mitotic sister chromatid cohesion. Lineage: Eukaryota; Metazoa; Chordata; Ascidiacea; Stolidobranchia; Styelidae.